AGAGCCGGACCACACCGACAUCGUUCAAGAUGGCGGUCGGCAAGAACAAGCGCAUGUCCAAGGGCAAGAAGGGGAGCAAGAAGAAGCAGCUCGACCCUUUCCUUAAGAAGGAGUGGUACAACAUCAAGGCGCCCUCCAUGUUCUCCGUGAAGCAGGUCGGCAAGACCCUCGUCACGAGGUCUGCGGGCACGAAGAUCGCUUCCGACGGUCUCAAGGGCCGCAUCUUCGAGGUUUCCCUCGCGGACUUGAACCAGGAUGAGGACCAGGCGUUCCGCAAGAUGCUCCUCAAGUGCGAAGACGUCCAGGGCACGAACGUCCUGACGCAGUUCCACGGCAUGGACUUCACCACGGAUAAGAUUCGCUCGCUCGUUCGCAAGUGGUUCUCGCUCAUCGAGUGCUACGCGGACGUCAAGACCACGGACGGGUACCGCCUGCGCGUGUUUUGCAUCGGCUUCACGAAGCGUCGCAUGGAUCAGACCAAGCGCACGUGUUACGCGCAGAGCGGGCAGAUUCGUCAGAUUCGCAAGAAGAUGGUCGAGAUCAUCUCCAGAGAGACGACGACGUGCGACCUUAAGGAGUGCGUCCUUAAGUUCAUCCCGGAAGUGAUCGGGAAGGAGAUCGAGAAGGUGUGCGCGGGCAUUUACCCUCUGCAGAACGUCUACAUUCGCAAGGUCAAGAUUCUUGGCGCGCCGAAGUUUGACGUCACGAAGCUCAUGGAGGUGCACGGCGACUACACGUCCGAGGAGGUUGGCGCGAAGGUUGAGCGUCCCGCGGAGGAGAAGAAAGAAGAGCCCGAGGCGUAAGUAAACGUUCGAUUUCUUUUCAUGGGGUGAGGGUUCUUCCGGCGUGAGGACUCCGCAAAACUUUAGGUUGUGUUGUAAAAGCAAAACGACCGAAAUUCC
Molecule: messenger RNA, 902 nt
Organism: Micromonas pusilla CCMP1545
Lineage: Eukaryota; Viridiplantae; Chlorophyta; Mamiellophyceae; Mamiellales; Mamiellaceae
Exons: 3
Coding region: 30-803 (257 amino acids)
Biological process (GO): translation
Cellular component (GO): ribosome; cytosol
Molecular function (GO): structural constituent of ribosome
Source: RefSeq, a predicted model, not a curated record